AGCACAUGUACAUGUACAUGUACACUCAGCGAUAUUUGUUGUUGCAUUUACAAUCAAAACAUUAGCUAAAAAAAGGUACAUCAAUCCACAUGCAUUCUUUGCUAAGAAAAUAUCACAUCGUUGAUGUAUUACUCUUUCUGCUGUGUGUGUACAAUGUACUGUAUGUCUGUUUGUUGACACUAGGCCAGUAAUGGAGGAUAUUGAUGUGGAUAAUGCUGUCUCUGAGGACAAGGCCAGAGAAUAUUUCAUUGAUCUAAUUUUAGGACUGGAAUACUUACAUUCCUGUAAGGUGGUCCAUAGAGACAUUAAGCCUGAGAAUCUGUUACUUGAUGACUACGACAGAAUAAAGAUUGCUGAUUUUGGUGUCUCUGAGAACUGGUCGUCAGAGAAACAAGAUGCAGACUUGCGUAGUUCAGCAGGUACCCCAGCCUUCACUGCUCCUGAGACACUGGAUGGUGUAAGGUCUGUGUUUGGUGGAAGGGCACUAGAUGUUUGGGCUGCUGGCGUCACUCUAUAUUGUCUAGUGUAUGGAAGAGUUCCAUUUGUUGGUAGAUCAAUCCCAGAAUUACAUGAAAAGAUAAUAUCACAAGAGAUAAAGUUUCCAGAUGAUAUAACAGUAUCAGAAGAACUAAAAGACUUAUUAAUAAGGUUACUGAAUAAGGAACCAUCUGGUCGUAUCACCAUACCGGAGAUAAGGAAGCACAAGUGGUUUCUGAAUACAACUAGAUACAUACCAUCACCCAAUGAGAACUGUGCCGGGAGUGACCUGGAUCCUACUGAGGAAGACAUUGCUGAUGCUGUUCAAGAGUUUCAGACACCAAUCCAUAUACUGGUUAUGAUUAAGAAAAUGGCUAAGAAGAAGUCACUCCGCAAUCCAUAUGGGGUCAGCGACUCUCCAUCAGUAUCACCAUGUGUAUCUCCAAGGCAGCACAGACGACCUCCUUCCUUUGAGAAUGAAGGAAGAUCGGACAGCAUCAGUCAAGUGGAGAAGCAGAAGCUGUUUGCUGCCAUGAAGACCAUACCAACCAUCUCUAUAUCCGGAGAAGAUGACGAGUAUACGCCACAGAAUGAAACUUGAUCCCAUUAUGCCAAUAAUACAUGUAAUAUAUAUAUAUAAUUAUUAUUAUUAUUAUUAUUGUAACUUUGUUUUUGUGAUAGUUGUCUGUAUACAUCAUACAUUUUUUUGUAUGAAUUGUCAAUUUUUGAUUUUCUUCCUCCAA
This is a messenger RNA of Amphimedon queenslandica, 1220 nucleotides long. Its product is annotated as calcium/calmodulin-dependent protein kinase kinase 1-like. The record is from RefSeq and is a predicted model, not a curated record. The transcript is spliced from 9 exons. Gene Ontology annotation, biological process: protein phosphorylation; intracellular signal transduction. Bases 191 to 1078 code for a protein of 295 amino acids. Gene Ontology annotation, cellular component: cytoplasm. Gene Ontology annotation, molecular function: calcium/calmodulin-dependent protein kinase activity; ATP binding; calmodulin binding. Lineage: Eukaryota; Metazoa; Porifera; Demospongiae; Haplosclerida; Niphatidae.